CCUGACUACCUCGAGACUACGGAUGAAUUACCCCUCGGACCCUUGCAUUCGCUCUGCUGCCAGAUCUCGAAGCUGCCCCGCCAGUCUCGUCAACAAUUCCACGUCCGUUCCUUGCCGGUCAAAUCGUGUCCGCUAGGUUAGCAUUUUCUUUCUGUGACGUUGUUUCUGUGCCCGUCAGCUCACUAACGACCUUAGACUGAGCUGGCCUCCUGAACACUCAACUCACGGACAUUUCUCCUCCUCAACCGGCCGACCAAAUAUCUCAUUCAAGCCGCCAACAUGGUCGGAUUGGGCCCCAAGCGCAAGCCGUCCCGCAAGGGUUCGAUGGCCGAUGUGCCAAAAAGCCUUCUGCAGGAAAUCGAGAACCUCGAGAAGCUAUUCACCGUGGACGCCGCGAAACUCAAGGAAAUCACCGACCAUUUCGUUCAUGAGUUGACAGCUGGCCUGGAGAAAGAUGGACAGAACAUUCCCAUGAACCCAACCUGGUGCAUGGCUUUCCCGGACGGAGAUGAGCAAGGAACCUUCCUUGCGUUGGACAUGGGCGGGACGAAUCUACGAGUGUGCGAGAUCACUCUCACCGAAGAGAAGGGCGAGUUCGAUAUCAUUCAGAGCAAAUACCGCAUGCCAGAGGAGCUCAAGACAGGCACGGCCGAGGAAUUGUGGGAGUACAUUGCCGACUGUCUGCAACAAUUUAUUGAGUACCAUCACGACGAAGGAGAUCUGGCCGAUCUGCCGCUCGGUUUCACCUUCUCCUACCCAGCUACACAAGAUUAUAUCGACCACGGAAUCCUUCAGAGAUGGACGAAAGGCUUCGACAUCUCUGGUGUCGAAGGCGAGGACGUCGUACCACAGUUUCAAGCUGCUCUGGAUGCAAGAAAACUCCCGAUCAAACUGGCUGCCCUCAUCAACGACACCACCGGCACACUCAUCGCGUCCGCUUAUACCGAUCAAUCCAUGAGAAUCGGAUGUAUCUUCGGCACUGGCUGCAAUGCCGCCUACAUGGAGAACUGUGGCUCAAUACCGAAGCUGAAACACCUCAAUCUACCAGACGACAUGCCCAUGGCCAUCAACUGCGAAUACGGCGCCUUUGACAACGACCACAAGGUUCUUCCCAUCACGAAGUACGACACGAUAAUCGACGAGCAGUCACCCCGACCCGGUCAACAAGCAUUCGAGAAGAUGAUUGCCGGCUUGUAUCUGGGCGAAAUCUUCCGCCUGGUGGUCGUGGACUUGCACGAGAACAAGAAUCUGCUGUUUGAGGGACAGGAUAUUUCAAAGUUGCGCAAGCCUUACACUCUGGACGCAUCGUUCCCGGCGUUUAUCGAGGAAGAUCCAUUCGAGAACUUGCAAGAGACCCAUGACAUGUUCCGAGAGAAAUUGGGCAUCGACGCGACCAAGCCUGAGCUCGAACUAUGUCGGCGGCUGGCCGAGUUGAUCGGGACUCGUGCGGCACGUCUUUCAGCAUGUGGCGUCGCCGCCAUCUGCAAGAAGAAGAACAUCGAGAGCUGUCACGUCGGAGCCGACGGGUCGGUGUUUACAAAGUACCCGCACUUCAAGGCCCGAGGCGCGGUGGCGCUACGCGAGAUCUUGGACUGGCCCAAGGGCAAGAAGGAUCCUGUCGUCAUCCAGCCGUCCGAAGACGGUAGCGGUGUUGGCGCCGCGCUGAUCGCGGCCCUGACGUUGAAGAGAAUCAAGCAAGGCAACACGGUGGGAGUGCGAGAUGUCCACAAGUACGAUAUAUGGAUGAAAUAGAACACCAUGGAGCGUUUCGGAGCAUGUACUGGGGAAGAAAAGGGGUAUAGACACGAGCUUCUUGGACACAGCAACGCGGCUGAUCGGCCAAUGACAUGAAAUGCUUUUCUGCACAUCCUUACUCCCCUAUCUCCCAAAGCUUGAUCUUGCCCUGGUCGUUGCCAACAGCGAGGUAACUUCCGUCCGCCGACAGCGCCACAGCACUGACCCGCCCCAACGGCGUCUUGUCCGUCGGCCAGUUCUUGUACACCGUACAACUAGG
Exophiala xenobiotica is the source of this 2014-nucleotide messenger RNA. RefSeq names its product hexokinase. Gene Ontology annotation, molecular function: ATP binding; glucokinase activity; mannokinase activity. The coding region runs from base 280 to 1752 and encodes 490 amino acids. The record is from RefSeq and is a predicted model, not a curated record. Gene Ontology annotation, cellular component: cytosol; mitochondrion. Lineage: Eukaryota; Fungi; Ascomycota; Eurotiomycetes; Chaetothyriales; Herpotrichiellaceae. The transcript is spliced from 3 exons. Gene Ontology annotation, biological process: glucose 6-phosphate metabolic process; glycolytic process; intracellular glucose homeostasis.